Messenger RNA from Lactuca saligna, 864 nucleotides. The record is from the annotation of a GenBank genome assembly. NCBI's taxonomy places the organism in Eukaryota, Viridiplantae, Streptophyta, Magnoliopsida, Asterales, Asteraceae.
AUGGGGUAUCUUGAUUCAGUGAUAUCAUCCGCCAACCCAAAUCUUCCCGGUUGUGGUGUUUCUCCGGUCACCGGAGGUGGUCUCAGCCAAGAUUCAAAGUUUAGCUAUGGCUACGCAAGCUCCCCCGGAAAGAGAUCUUCAAUGGAGGAUUUUUACGAGACAAGAAUUGAAGGUGUGAAUGGAAAGAAAGUCGGUCUCUUCGGAGUCUUUGAUGGCCAUGGCGGAGCUCGAGCUGCAGAAUUUGUGAAACACAAUCUUUUCACCAAUCUUCUCAAACAUCCAAAGUUCAUCUCCGACACCAAAUCAGCCAUAGCCGAAGCAUACAGUGACACCGACAAAGAAUUUUUAAAAUCAGAAAACAAUCAGAUGAGAGAUGCAGGAUCAACCGCUUCCACUGCCAUUAUCGUUGGUACCCGUUUACUUGUAGCAAACGUGGGGGAUUCCAGAGCUGUUAUUUGCAGGGGUGGUAACGCGUAUGCUGUUUCCAGAGAUCAUAAACCGGAUCAAAGUGAUGAACGAAGAAGGAUUGAAGAUGCUGGGGGUUUUGUUAUGUGGGCAGGGACUUGGAGAGUUGGUGGUGUUCUUGCGGUUUCACGUGCUUUUGGUGAUAGGUUAUUGAAACAGUUUGUGGUUGCUGAUCCGGAAAUCGAAGAAGAAAAGAUUGAUGAGUCGCUUGAGUUUCUUAUACUCGCUAGUGAUGGACUUUGGGAUGUCGUCACUAAUGAUGAAGCGGUUGCGAUGAUUAAACCGAUUCAGAGCCCCGAAGACGCGGCAAAGAUGCUGAUGCAGGAAGCUUCAAAGAGAGGUAGUGCAGAUAAUAUUACAGUAGUCGUUGUCCGUUUCUUGGAUAGUCGUGAUGCAUAA